CGUCUCCAAAAUUAAGAUGGAGAGAAGGAGAAGGGUCUCCAACAUCCUUUCCCUUCUCCUUGCCUGGCCUCCUCCUCCUCCUCCUCCUCGUUCUUCUCUCCCUACCAUCUGGGAGCGUGCGGAGAUGGGACCGUACCCGUUCGGAUCGGGCACGGCCGCCAGCGGGUGGACAGACGCCGAAUCCAGCCAGCAGUCCUCCGCCUCCGAGAUCGACGGCCUCCUUGUGGGCGCCGGCUACCGCGUCCGAUCAUCGGAUCUGCGCCACGUGGCGCAGAGCCUUGAGCGGCUGGAAUCGGCCAUUGGCGGGGCCCCCGCCGAUCACCUCGCCGCCGCCGAGGCCGUCCACUACAACCCCUCCGACCUCACCGCCUGGGUCGACUCCAUGCUCUCCGAGCUCGCCCCUUCCCGUCGGCCGCCGGGGCCUCUUCCAGCCUCCCCGACCGCCGAAACGUGGCCGGAUCCCACGUACUUUCCCCUCCCUCCUCAACCGCAUCAGAUGGCCGUCGUCGCCGCCGGCUCCCGGCAGCGGGAGGAAGAGGAGGAGGACUCCGCCAUCCGGUUAGUUCAUCUCCUCAUGAGCUGCGCCGACGCCGUCCAGCGCGGCGACUCCGGCUUGGCGGGGACCAUCACCGACGAGAUGCGGAUCGCACUCACGCGUGUGAACACCGGCUUCGGGAUCGGGAAGGUCGCCGGGUAUUUCGUCGACGCCCUCUGUCGGCGGAUCUAUUCGCUCUCCUUCUCCUCCUCCAUCUCCGUUGCCGGAUCGGCGUCGGAAUAUGAGAUCCUCUACCACCACUUUUACGAGGCCUGCCCCUACCUCAAGUUCGCCCACUUCAUGGCGAAUCAGGCGAUUUUGGAGGCCUUCGACGGCUAUGACCGCGUCCACGUCAUCGAUUUCAACCUGAUGGAUGGCCUCCAGUGGCCGGCCCUGAUCCAGGCGCUCGCUCUCCGCUCCGGCGGGCCACCCUUCCUCCGCCUCACCGGCAUCGGGCCACCCUCUCCGGACGGCCGGGACGCGCUCCGCGAGGUUGGCCUCCGCCUCGCCGAGCUCGCGCGCUCGGUCCGCGUCCGGUUCGCCUUCCGCGGGGUCGCCGCAUCCCGGCUGGACGACGUGCGGCCGUGGAUGCUCCAGGUUGUCCCAGGGGAGGCCGUGGCUGUCAACUCGGUCCUGCAGCUCCACCGCCUACUCCGCGACCCGGGUGAUGAUGCCGCCGCGCCGAUCGACUCGGUCCUGGGCUGGAUGGUGGGACUCCGGCCCAAUAUCGUGACUGUGGUGGAGCAGGAGGCGGAUCACAACAAGCCGGCCUUCCUGGACCGGUUCACCGAGGCGCUCUUUUACUACUCCACCAUGUUCGACUCUUUGGAGGGCGGCAGAUGUGCCGCCCAGCAGCUGCAGCAGCAGCAGCAGACGACGAUGGCGGCGGAGUUGUACCUCCAGCGGGAGAUCUGCAACAUCGUGUGCUGCGAGGGGGCGGCCCGGCUGGAGCGGCACGAACCGCUCGCGACGUGGCGGGCCCGGCUGGGCCGUGCCGGUCUGAAGGCGGUCCACCUCGGGUCCAACGCCUUCAAGCAGGCCAGCAUGUUGCUGACCCUCUUCUCCGGAGAGGGCUACGGCGUCCAAGAGGUGGAUGGUUGCUUGACGCUCGGGUGGCAUAGCCGUCCCCUCAUCUCCGCCUCCGCCUGGCGGGCCGACGAUAACGUGGCGCCACCGCCGGAUAACCAACUCUUCAGCUCUAGCGUUACUGCCAGUGUUCCUGCCAGUACUAUUAGCAGCAGCGAUAAUAAUAGUAUUAACUUUUAGUAGUCGAUAAAUAACAGCAGCUGCUCUGCUGCUAAUAAUCAGCAUAAUUAUAGUAUGGUAGCGGUAACAGUACCGUCAUCGGGUUGUAAAGUAUCGGUAUCGCCAUUUUAUCUCAUCGCCAUUGUCAUUAAUUAAUUUCAAACCUUGGUCGCCUUCCUUC
Molecule: messenger RNA, 1961 nt
Organism: Elaeis guineensis (African oil palm)
Lineage: Eukaryota; Viridiplantae; Streptophyta; Magnoliopsida; Arecales; Arecaceae
Product: protein SLENDER RICE1-LIKE 1
Source: RefSeq, a predicted model, not a curated record